AUGUUAGAUGGUAGUGACAUAGGUAUAGACGAAAUUAUCACAGGAAACUUAAGCAAGUAUGCAGCUAUUCCACCUGGUUACCUGGCACAGCCAAAAAAGGGCCAUCUUGUAUUUGAUGCCUGCUUUGAAAGUGGUAACCUUGGACGUGUAGACUACAUUACCGAGUUUGAGUAUGAUCUGUUCAUCAGACCAGACACAUGUAAUCCACGUUUUCGAGUCUGGUUCAACUUCACAGUUGAAAAUGUGAAAGAAUCACAGAGGGUCAUUUUCAACAUUGUCAACUUCAGUAAAACAAAAAGUCUCUACCGGGAUGGAAUGGCCCCAAUGGUAAAAUCUACAAGCAGGCCUAAAUGGCAAAGGCUGCCACCCAAAAAUGUGUAUUAUUACCGUUGCCCUGAUCACAGGAAGAACUAUGUAAUGUCAUUUGCUUUCUGCUUCGACCGAGAAGAUGACAUAUACCAGUUUGCUUAUUGCUACCCAUAUACAUACACUCGACUUCAGCACUACCUUGAUAAUUUGCAGAAGAAGAACAUGGAUUACUGCUGCAGAGAGCUUCUAGGACUUAGUGUGCAACAGCGGCAACUUGACCUCUUGACUAUAACCAACCCUGUAAAUCUUUGUCCUGGAGCAGAGCAGAAAAUAGUGUUUAUUACAGCCCGUGUCCACCCGGGGGAAACACCAUCAUCUUUUGUGUGCCAAGGUAUCAUUGAUUUUCUUGUGAGUCCACAUCCUAUUGCCAAAGUCCUAAGAGAUCAUUUGGUCUUCAAAAUUGCUCCUAUGCUUAAUCCGGAUGGCGUUUAUCUUGGCAAUUACAGGUGCUCCCUAAUGGGGUUUGAUCUGAAUCGACACUGGGUGGAUCCUUCUCCCUGGGCUCAUCCUACUCUCCAUGGUGUGAAGCAGCUCAUUGUUCAGAUGUACAACAAUCCGAAAGUUACCCUGGAAUUCUAUAUUGACAUCCAUGCUCACUCCACUAUGAUGAAUGGCUUUAUGUAUGGGAACAUUUUUGAAGAUGAGGAAAGAUUUCAGAGACAGGCUAUUUUCCCCAAGCUACUCUGCCAGAAUGCUGAAGACUUCUCCUUCUCAAGCACCUCCUUCAAUCGUGAUGCUGUUAAGGCAGGGACAGGACGUCGCUUCCUCGGUGGGUUACUGGAUGAUACCUCUUACUGCUACACGCUGGAAGUCUCCUUCUACAGUUACAUAGUUGGUGCGACGGCUUCUACAGUCCCAUAUACGGAAGAAACAUAUAUGAAACUAGGAAGGAAUGUGGCCAGAACUUUUUUGGAUUACUACAGACUAAAUACCAUUACCGAAAGACCUUUAGCACCAAUCUCAAGUACAUGGUGCUUUACCAAAAAGCCUAAGAUAACCUCCUCCUUCAAAGCACUACAAGAGCUUCUAAAAGAAAUAUUUUUGAAAGAUAUGAAUUCUAUGUCAAGACCUCACGCCUCCAUUCUUUGA
Molecule: messenger RNA, 1458 nt
Organism: Varanus komodoensis (Komodo dragon)
Lineage: Eukaryota; Metazoa; Chordata; Lepidosauria; Squamata; Varanidae
Gene: AGBL4
Product: AGBL carboxypeptidase 4
Exons: 13
Coding region: 1-1458 (485 amino acids)
Biological process (GO): proteolysis
Molecular function (GO): metallocarboxypeptidase activity; zinc ion binding
Source: RefSeq, a predicted model, not a curated record